Penicillium brasilianum is the source of this 2568-nucleotide messenger RNA. The record is from the annotation of a GenBank genome assembly. NCBI's taxonomy places the organism in Eukaryota, Fungi, Ascomycota, Eurotiomycetes, Eurotiales, Aspergillaceae.
AAACCCCACCACGAACAAGUCGCAGGUGCGACCGCGACAACCCACGCUUGAUUGGAGAUAGAUCGCAUAGACUGCUGGUCAUAUUUGUGAUUAAUCUCAGCUAAUACUGCAUAUUCGACUGCCAUAACCCCUCGAUCGCCAUGGCGGGGCCCAUCUUCAACACCGAGCGCCAUGUCAAAUAUUAUCUCCGCUGCCUCAAGACCUUCCUUCCCUCGGCCUAUAUCUCCAAUGACUCGAAUCGCAUGCUCCUUGCCUACCUGACCCUCGGUGGUCUCGACGUUCUCGGUGUUUUACAGAGCAAAACGACUGCAGAGGAGCGCCAAGGGUACAUUGACUGGCUGUACCAUUGCCAAGUGCCUUCAGGCGGCUUCCGCGGAUUUUCAGGCACAGGCUUUGGCAAUGAGCGGCGAACACCAGAUAAUGAGGCCUGGGACCCGGCCAAUGUCCCCGCGACGUUCUUUGCGCUGGUUAAUUUGCUCAUUUUGGGCGACGACUUGACGCGCGUGAAGCGGAGGGAAUGCUUGGAGUGGCUUCCGAAGUUGCAACGUGAUGAUGGAAGUUUUGGAGAAGUCCUGGGUCCUAAUGGGACAGUCGAAGGAGAUCAAGACCUUCGAUAUUGCUGCUGCGCGUCAGGGAUACGGUAUAUACUACGAGGCCAGUCUGGAAAGGGCGUCGAGAAUGUGCCGGAUAUCAAUGUGUCUAGAUUAAUCUCAUUUAUCGAGGGAUGCCAGAGCUAUGAUGGCGGAAUGGGCGAGUCGCCCUUUCGCGAAUCGCAUAGUGGUCAUACAUAUUGUGCAGUUGGAUCUCUGCACUUUUUGCGUCAGGGAACAGAUAACAUACCGUCUGCCCAGCUGCUGUCUCCGGGUUCGACGAAGUUUGAGUCCUUGGUGGGCUGGCUGGCAUCGCGGCAGACAGACAAGUUGCUCGGCGAAGAGGAUGAACAGGAGGACGAGGCGGAGAAAGAUAAUGAAGACGAACCAACAACCACCGAGGUAGAGGAAGGAACGGGGACCAAGUCGGUAGACGACUUGAUCCAAGGACUAUCGACAAUGACCCCUCUGUCGGGCGAGACGAUAUCGUGCGCCGGGUUCAACGGGCGAUGCAACAAACUCGCUGAUACCUGCUACUCCUUCUGGAAUGGUGCAGCACUUAUGAUGCUAGACCGAUAUUGUGUAAUUGACGACGCGCGGAAUCGGCAAUAUCUCCUUGAAAAGACACAGCACCUUAUCGGUGGGUUUGGAAAGGGCGUUGGAGAUCCUCCAGACCUUCUUCAUUCGUAUUUCGGCAUGGUCUCGCUGGCGUUCCAGGGCGAAGAUGGACUUGCUCGGGUGGACCCUGCGUUAGUUACGACCGAAAGGACUAUUGAGCACUUGAAAUCGCUGCCGUGGUGGUCAUAAGUCGGACGAUUCACUUUUGUUCAUGGAUGCAGUGACAUGUAAAUACGUCACAAUAAUUGUCCCCCGAUUGUCCCUUGAUUGUACAUGGUCUAUUUGUACAUAUUUCAAUACAAAACUAUACAUUCCAAUCACGAACUGAGCGCCCGUGCCCGAGUCUGAUGUGAGCUCAUGAUAGAGGAGCGGGAGCCGCCCAAUGGAACAAUCCACUACUCCUCGAUAUUCUUCGGCCGUAAGAACAAUCGGAGGUGGGCGUUGCCAAAACCUAUCAACAACUUUCAACACCACCUUGUCUAUCAAAAACCGAUCAUGCUCUUCCAAGUUUUCCAAAAGCGGAGGAUUAGCUAGCAUCGAUACCGCCGCUCCGUCGAGAACCAGGCAAGCCAGAUAGCGUACCCAGGGCCACAAAUCAAACUCCUCUUUACCAUCCCAUUCCUCCGAGGAUGACUUUAGGUCUCGAGUUUUGGCUUGAAUCAGUGCUCGGAACUCUGCACGAAUGCGAUCAUAACUUGCCCCCUCCAGAGCAACCUGGUCCUCAACCAGAUCCAGCUUGAAGCGACGGAAAGCCUCUUCAGCGUACGGAAGGCACGUCCAAUAUCGUAGCUUGCGCUGCACAACGCCCAUCAACGUCUCCAUUGCUCGGGGGAUAUUCUCGGAGACUUCUGUUGAGUAAUCCGUGACGAAAACGUAGAAUCCCCAUGUCGGAUCUCGCUCGAGGAACACCCGCCCGUCGUCCGAGCGCAUAUUCUCCUUGCGUUCCACAACUUUGAGAAGGUUGCGAGUCGUGUUGUCUAUCGCGACGUUUUCAUAAUGCGAAUAUCGAGCAGGAUGGCAUGACUCUAGUACAGCCUCUGGAUCGAUUUCUUUUAGGGGGCGCGCGGUCUUGUGGAUAUCUGCCGCGGCCCCGGGACCAAACGAUCGCCCGGUGAAUGUGCGUUCGUGCGGCACUGGACGAGUGGUGAGACUGGGGUCUAGAGGAGUGACCGGUCGGCGGAUGAGUGGCAAUCCUCGUCCAGACAUAGUGAUUGAAUAAGAGUUCGGUUUGGGAUUGAAUUCAAAAUACCCUCUGAUUUCGUGACAGGGUAAAGCCAAACUGGCGCCAAGUGUUGCCUAGCUUUAGCUAACUUGGUCGCGAUGAGCUUUCCGCUACUCGAAGAUCAAUUGAAAAGGAGAA